Molecule: messenger RNA, 849 nt
Organism: Trichomonas vaginalis G3
Lineage: Eukaryota; Parabasalia; Trichomonadida; Trichomonadidae
Product: phosphoglycolate phosphatase protein
Exons: 1
Coding region: 1-849 (282 amino acids)
Molecular function (GO): phosphatase activity
Source: RefSeq, a predicted model, not a curated record
AUGACAGAGAAAGUUGUCUGCUUUGAUGGCGAAGGCGUUAUUUGGUAUGGCGGAUAUCCAGUCGAAGGUGCAAAUGAAAUUAUCGGCGAUAUCAGAAAGCUUGGAUAUAGAGCAGUCUGUGUUACAAAUAAUGCUUCUAAAUCUGUCCAACAAUACUUAGAGCGUUUCCAAAAGAGUGGCUAUACAAACUUCAAUGAAGAAGAUGUUAUCACUUCUGCUCGUUCUGUCGGCAUUUAUCUUGUCAAGGCAAGAUUCAACAAACCAGGCCGUAAAGUAUUCGUUAUUGGAACAGCAGGCUUCGUUAGUCAGCUCAGAUCUUACAAUUUGAACAUUGUUAUCGCUGCAGACUAUGAUGGUCUCGAUAUUCAUUCAAUGGAUAUUGAUCCAGAAGUUUGUGCAGUUGUUGUAGGCUCAUCAGAAGAAUUCUCAUACAGGCAUCUUACAAUUGCAUCAAGAUAUGUUAUUGAAAACGAUGCUCUCCUUAUCAGUGCAAAUCCAGACGAUAAUUAUCCAUAUAACCAUGAUGUAUUAGUUCCAGCAGCACACGCUCUUGCAGAAUGCAUUGCUGCAGCUACAAAUCAUACAACACUCGCCCUCGGAAAGCCACAAAAGUCAAUGUUCGAAGCAAUUCCUGGAUCAGACAAAAUUGACAGAGCCCAUAGCUGGAUUAUCGGUGAUAGACUCGCUACUGAUGUCAAAUUCGCUAAAACAGCCGGACUUAGAUCAAUUUUAGUUUUGACGGGUGUUACAAAGAAAGAAGAUACAAUUAACUUACCAGAUGGCAUUAAGCCAGACUUCAUCUGUGCAGAUCUUAAGGAAUGUUACGAAGUUAUCAAAGCGAAUACAUAA